Messenger RNA from Scheffersomyces amazonensis, 1989 nucleotides. RefSeq lists its product as uncharacterized. The record is from RefSeq and is a predicted model, not a curated record. Bases 207 to 1853 code for a protein of 548 amino acids. Gene Ontology annotation, biological process: transmembrane transport. Lineage: Eukaryota; Fungi; Ascomycota; Pichiomycetes; Serinales; Debaryomycetaceae. The transcript has a single exon. Gene Ontology annotation, molecular function: transmembrane transporter activity. Gene Ontology annotation, cellular component: plasma membrane.
CUCGCAGACAAAAAAAGAAAAAAAUAAUGUUAGCAUAUAUGUACCAAAGCUUAACGAGUAGGCUGACAAAAAGAGGAGAGUCAGUUUACUUGCAGCUUUGUAUAUAUUGUAACAUUAUUCCUUUCUGUAUAUAAAUAUGUUUGUAUCUUCUCACUAAUCCUUCAAAAGUUAUAGAGUUAACUCACAACCAAAAUAAAUCAGUCAAAAUGUCUAACACAUCUACUGAUUCAACUACAAAUAAUUAUUUAAUGGAAAGCAAUUUAACCGAACUGGAUGAACCAGAACAAUUUAGUCAUGAAAAAGUAGAAAAGGAAAAGGAAAAGGAAAAGGAAAAUGAAAAUGAAAAUGAAGAUGAAGCUAGUAAUGAUAGACCUGAAGAUAUAGGAGAAGAAUUAGCCACCAUAACAUCUAAAAAUCUUGGUGAUGCAUAUUUAGUUACCUUUGAUGGGGGUGAUGAUGAUAGAGAAGAUGCUUCAAGGUUAUCAAAAUUUCAUAAAUGGAUGAUUGUUGGAAUUAUUUCAACUGGUUCUUUAUGUGUUACAUGUAUUUCAUCAUCUUGGUCUUUAGUUUCUGAAGAAGUUAUGGCACAUUUUCAUAUUAGUCGAGAAGUUAGUACUUUAGGUAUUUCAUUAUAUAUUUGGGGGUUAGGAACUGGGGGGAUGUUCUUAUCUCCAAUAAGUGAAUUUCAUGGUAGAAAAAUGGUUUAUAUUAUGGGUAUUUCUUUAACUUUAGCAUUUGAAUUUUUAACAGCUUUUAGUUCUAAUAUUGGUGGUGUCUUAUUUGGUAGAUUUGUUAGUGGAUUUGCUGGUCUGAGUUUUAUGUCGGUUGCUUCUGGUUCAUUUUCUGAUUUAUUUAAAGCUAGAAAAGGUUCUAAAGGUGAUGCAAAUAAAGAAUUGGCUCUUGCUUUAGUACUUUAUUCUGUUUCUCCCUUUGUUGGUCCAGGUAUUGGUCCAUUAAUUUCUGGGUUUGUUUCAGAACAUAUUUAUUAUAAAUGGACAUUUUAUAUAUUAAUUAUUUGGUCAGGAGUUUUAUUGAUAAUGGUUAUUUUAUUUGUUCCUGAAACUUAUGAACCAGUAUUAUUGGUCAAGAAAGCUAAAAGAUUAAGAAAAGAAACUGGUGAUGAUAGAUAUUAUGCACCUUUAGAAAAAACUAAAAUCACAUUAUAUGAGAGUGUUGUCGUUUCUUCUAGAAGACCAUUCUUAUUGAUUUUCAGAGAUAAUAUGACAAUGGCUCUUUGUUUUUAUACUGGGUUUACUUUAGCAAUUGUUUAUAUGUUCUUUGUGGCUUUCCCAUAUAUCUUCAGCACAGUUUAUCAUUUUUCACUUCAAGCUCAAGGGAUGUCAUUCUUAGGUUUAAUUGCUGGUAUGCUUUUAACUUCAUUAUUAACUCCUCCAUUAAUUGCUAGAAAUUAUAAUCGUUUAUUAGCAAGACAUGGUGGAGUUUCUAAGCCAGAAUUCAGAUUUGUUCCUUUAAUGGCAGGAGUAUUUAUUGUUCCUAUUGGAUUAUUUAUUAUAGCUUGGACUUCUUAUCCUCAUGUUCAUUGGAUUGGUCCAAUUAUGGGUUCAGCUGUUUAUGGUGUAGGAACUAUUUUAGUAUUCAAUGGUAUUUUUGCAUAUACGGUUGAAGCUUAUAGAUUAUAUGCAGCUUCAGCUAUGGCUACUAAUUCAUUUGUUAGAUCAGUUAUGGCGGGUAUAUUCCCAUUAUUUGGAGUUCAAAUGUAUGAAGGAAUGGGAAUUCAAUGGGCUACUUCCUUAUUAGCCUUUUUCGCAUGUGCCUUAAUUCCUAUCCCAUUUGUUUUCUACAAGUAUGGUGAAUCAUUAAGGGCUAAAAGUCCAUAUGCAUGGUCAGAUUAGUUGGGAAUGAGUAUGCAUGGAGGGUAGAGCUUACGGUACAUUUAAUUAUAGAUAGAAUCUUUAUAGACACUAAUACUUAUACUAAUACUAAUACUGUACUAAUUUGGCGCGCAUUUCGGUGAUGGAACUUCUGCGA